AUGGGGAGUGUAAUGAGGAGUUGCAUACAAUCAAUAUUAAAGUUAGUGAAUUGUGUUGUAGGAAUGGUCGGUAUAGCAAUGGUAUUGUAUUCAGUUUGGCUCAUUAUAGUGUGGCAAAGAGAAAUGGGUGAUUUUCCAUUUUUUGAUGAUGACGACGACUUUACUCCUUGUGAUGAUGAUUAUGCUUCAGAUAGGGUUCCACUUCUGAAGGAUGUUGUUUACCCACCUCCUUAUGUUGUUGGUAAACCUGUCAUGGGAUCUAGAAACGAUGCAUGGAGUAUAAGGAUUAACGAGAAGGACCUUGCAUUUGGAAGAUUAGGAAGUGAAAUGUCACAACCAGUUUACAAUCUGAUGUCCAAGAGAGCUUGUACAAGUGCUAAAGGUUUCAAGAUGGAAAAGGGUUCUUAG
Molecule: messenger RNA, 408 nt
Organism: Dovyalis caffra
Lineage: Eukaryota; Viridiplantae; Streptophyta; Magnoliopsida; Malpighiales; Salicaceae
Source: the annotation of a GenBank genome assembly